AUUUCCUAUAUCAUAAAUUAAGUCUCAAAAUUUUAAUAAAAUCUAGAACGUUUCUUUGUUUAUCAAAUAAAACCUAAUCUUUUUUAACCGUUCUAAAUAAAUUUGUACUAAUUAUUUCACAGAUUCUGAAAAAAGAAUAAAAUUGAAUUCCGCAUUAUACAUUGUUACAAGUUUCCUCGGAUUUCUUGUGCCGAUUUAUUUUUAACACGUUACGAUCAAUUUUAUCACGUAUGUUUUCUUAUUUAUUAUUAAUUUUAUUUUUACAGAGAAACCUUAUCUCGGUUUCCGAAUGCGGUUUCCAAUUAAUCCGCAAAUAGUAGGAGGUUCCAAAGCGCCACAAGGAGCAUAUCCGUACAUAGUUUCCCUCCAAUGGGGACCAACAAAAGAAACCGCAUCCCACUUCUGUGCAGGAUCAAUUCUUAAUAGUCAAUGGAUAAUAACUGCAGCACAUUGCAUUCAGGCAGUUCCUAACUAUGGCGUUCUGCUCAUCAAAGCUGGAAAGAAUAAGCUUAGUGUUGUAGAAAGCACUGAGCAAGCAAUAGAAGCGGAGAAGAGCAUUCCAAAUGAACAAUAUCAAGGCAUAAAUUACAGUGGUGUUGGCCCGUACGAUAUUGGUAUGAUCAAGCUUAAGGGUUCAUUGAAAUUCACAAAGGAAGUACAACCCAUUGAAUUGCUGAAUGCAGAAGACGAACCAACUGGAGAUGCAGCUCUGUGCGGAUGGGGUUCCACUGAGGACACCUUUCCGGGACUGCCAGAUGAUCUUCAGCAUAUUAAAUUAAUGUUCGUCGACCGCGUCACAUGCCACAAAAACGUCGAACGUCUAACAGGAUAUUCACCUGUUCACGAAACUAAUGUCUGCACUGGCCCAUUGACCGGUGGAAUUUCCGCGUGUAGUGGUGACUCUGGCGGCCCAUUAAUAAAACGUUAUGGAAACAAACCGGUCCUUGCUGGAGUCGUAUCUUGGGGCAUUAUACCAUGUGGUACUGUUGGUGCGCCAUCCGUAUAUGCUAAAGUGUCCAAAUUUAAUACAUGGAUUGAAAAGAAUGUUGCUAGUAAUUAAUACUGACUGUAUUGACUAGUUAUCAAUGAAUUCUGAUGACGAAAUAUUAUAUGUUAUUCUGUGCAAAACAAACAUGCAGUACAAAUAAAAUAAACAUUUUUACUGCGACUUUUAUGUUUCUUAUUCUAAACCUAUCCAAAAGAAAGUAAAUGAUGUUUUAAAGGAAAAACUUAUAAUAUAGAAUAUUUUCAUUGUUUAUUUUACGCAAUAAAUAAGUCACAAGAAUUAUCACAUAUCAGUUUUAUGUUAACUAUAUACUAUAUAUUUCAUAAUAUUAAACGUUAAAGUAUAAAAUAAAUGCUAGUUUGAAAUCCAGUAAUCAACGCGUAAUCCAGUACUCCUCUUCUUCUACA
Molecule: messenger RNA, 1413 nt
Organism: Ooceraea biroi (clonal raider ant)
Lineage: Eukaryota; Metazoa; Arthropoda; Insecta; Hymenoptera; Formicidae
Product: chymotrypsin-2
Biological process (GO): proteolysis
Molecular function (GO): serine-type endopeptidase activity
Source: RefSeq, a predicted model, not a curated record